Naegleria fowleri is the source of this 303-nucleotide messenger RNA. RefSeq lists its product as uncharacterized. The transcript has a single exon. NCBI's taxonomy places the organism in Eukaryota, Heterolobosea, Eutetramitea, Acrasida, Naegleriidae. The coding region runs from base 1 to 303 and encodes 100 amino acids. The record is from RefSeq and is a predicted model, not a curated record.
AUGUUGCCUCAAAAUCCUUCUGGAAGCUCAUCCAUCAACACCAGUAAUGCUGGAAGCCCUCAGACUUUCAGUAAUGACGUAAAGGCUGCGUUAGAUAAGACCAACACAGACUUCCCUAUCCAAAUUGAGGGCCUUCUUCCCUUCCAAGGAACUUCUUCAUCAACCACAAACAAGAAAGAACUCUCAUCAGGAGAUGUGGAUGAACUCAGUGAGGCUACUGAGUUUGAUGAAAUUGAAUCCGCCCUAACCAAAAAAAACAAUGUCAAGUCUUACCAUCAUUCAAAAGGCUCUUUUGGAACUUAA